CGGAGGUGGCCAGACGGACGCAAGCCAGGAAGAACACGCUGGGGGACGCGGGCAGGGAUGUGGCGCGGUCCAGCCCGUCGUGGCUUCGUCCUACUGCGGGCAUCCCCCAGGUUCUCAAGCCAGCUCCUCCAAUCCCCGGGGGGAACUCAGGACCUCGGUUUCCCAGCGCGGCGGGGCGGGGCGGGGACAGUGCAAGUCUCGAAGCCGCCUGCAGGGGGCGCCCGUGAGCGACGCGGCUGGAGCCUGAGCCUGAGACGCCGCGGAGACAGCGGGAGCCGGCGCGCGAGCUGCAGGUGUCUCGGGGACCGCGAAGCCGAGCUGAGCCAGGAUGCUGCCAGAGCCCCUGCAAAGGGUCUGGUUUCUGGAGACUUGGUGUUGGCUGUGAAAAAGCCCUUGGGGGUUUUCCCCUCCCAGGCAGGGACGCUCUUGGCUCCUGUGAAGAAGGGGCUCAGGGGCCUGGGCAGGGCCAGCUGCGCUGCAGCUAUGGACCGUGAGCUGGCCUGGCCCGCGUCCUUGCUGACCCUGCCUGUCUGCGGCCAUGCCCACCAUGGGCUUCUGGGUGUACAUCACGGUGGAGCUGGCCAUCGCCGUGCUGGCCAUCCUGGGCAACGUGCUGGUGUGCUGGGCCGUGUGGCUGAACAGCAACCUGCAGAACGUCACCAACUACUUUGUGGUGUCCCUGGCGGCUGCCGACAUUGCUGUGGGAGUCCUCGCCAUCCCCUUCGCCAUCACCAUCAGCACGGGGUUCUGCUCUGCCUGCCACAGCUGCCUCUUCUUCGCCUGCUUUGUCCUGGUCCUCACACAGAGCUCCAUCUUCAGCCUCCUGGCCAUCGCCAUUGACCGCUACAUCGCCAUCCGCAUCCCACUCCGGUACAAUGGCUUGGUGACCGGUGCAAGGGCCAAGGGCAUCAUUGCGGUCUGCUGGGUGCUGUCGUUUGCCAUUGGCUUGACUCCCAUGCUGGGCUGGAACAACUGUGAUCUGCCAAAGGCGGGCCAGAACCAGUCAGAGGUCUGCGGGGAGGGCCAGGUGACCUGUCUCUUCGAGGACGUGGUGCCCAUGAACUACAUGGUGUACUACAACUUCUUCGCCUGUGUCCUGGUGCCCCUGCUGCUCAUGCUGGGCGUGUACCUGCGGAUCUUCUUGGCGGCCCGACGGCAGCUGAAGCAGAUGGAGAGCCAGCCUCUGCCAGGGGAGCGGGCUCGGUCCACGUUGCAGAAGGAGGUCCACGCGGCCAAGUCGCUGGCCAUCAUCGUGGGGCUCUUCGCCCUCUGCUGGCUGCCUCUGCACAUCAUCAACUGCUUCACCUUCUUCUGCCCCGCGUGCAGCCACGCCCCGCCUGAGCUCAUGUACCUGACCAUCAUCCUCUCCCACACCAAUUCCGUUGUCAACCCCUUCAUCUACGCCUACCGCAUCCGGGAGUUCCGCCAGACCUUCCGCAAGAUCAUUCGCAGCCACAUACUCAGGCGGCGGGAGCCCUUCAAGGCGGGUGGCCCCAGUGCCCGGGCCUUGGCAGCCCAUGGCGGUGACGGAGAGCAGAUCAGCCUCCGCCUCAAUGGCCAUCCUCCCGGGGUGUGGGCCAAUGGCAGCGCCCCCCAGCCUGAGCGGCGGCCCAACGGCUACACCCUGGGGCUGGUGAGUGGAGGGAGUGCCCAUGAGGCCCAUGGGGACAUGGGGCUCCCCGAUGUAGAGCUCCUCAGCCACGAGCUCAAGGGAGCAUGCCCAGAGUCCCCCGGCCUCGAGGGUCCCCUGGCCCAGGAUGGAGCGGGCGUGUCCUGACGAUCCACUGAGUUUGCCCCUUCCUACAGGAGGGAGAUCUUUCUCUUUGGUGGAUGGAACCAGUCACAUUGGGAGAAGAGUGAAUGGGCCUGGAGACCCUUUUCAUGGCCAGUUCCCACUUUGGACUGAGAGGCGGGAGCCCUGGCUGGAGCAGCAUGAGGCCCAGCAGGAAGGGCCUGGAGUUCGAGGGAGUGGACGUUUCUUGGUGGGAGGCCCUGCUUUAGGUCAGGGCCACAGCACCAGACCAUCUUGGCUGGGCAGGGCCUGGUACCCCACUCUGGAAGCAUCUAGAAGCACCACCCCGACUUGGCAGAUCUGUGGCAGAGCAGGCUGCCUGGCCCUGAGGCUGGGGCAAGGGGGUGGGGGAGUAUGGUUCCAACAGGCCCCUGACCACACAAACAGACCACCCUCCCCAGGCUUCCCAAGGGUUCAGGAGCUGCUGUGCCCAGAGGUGGCGUUUUUCUUUUGUUGUUUUUCCAAGAGAAAAUGUUAAGUGUGAAGAAUACCUUUUUUUUUUUUUUUUUUUAAUCUUCCUUCCCUGGUUGCUGGGUCUGAUGUCAGUCCUGCUGCUGGCCUGUCUCCAGCAGUAGCCCAGGGAGUCCCAGGCAGCCCUCUCUGGUUACCAUGAGCUGCCGUGUACUUCUUACACACUCUGCCCCAGCGGCAUCUUCUGGGGCCACCAAGCUGGGCUCAAGGACAGGAGGUGUCAUGGAAUGCUGCCAGACCGUGGGCUCCAGGGAGGAGGUUGGGAUGGGCCCACUGUGCAGGGUGCCUGGGUAGCUCAGAGCUGCCCAGGCAGAGGCCCUGUCCAACGGCCUUUCUGUCUGAAGGGAAUGUUUUCUUUUUUUCUGAGAUAAAAUAAAAAUGAGCCAUUUGUGUUUUA
Molecule: messenger RNA, 2660 nt
Organism: Lutra lutra (Eurasian river otter)
Lineage: Eukaryota; Metazoa; Chordata; Mammalia; Carnivora; Mustelidae
Gene: ADORA2A
Product: adenosine A2a receptor
Exons: 3
Coding region: 539-1777 (412 amino acids)
Biological process (GO): G protein-coupled adenosine receptor signaling pathway; adenylate cyclase-activating G protein-coupled receptor signaling pathway
Cellular component (GO): membrane
Molecular function (GO): G protein-coupled adenosine receptor activity
Source: RefSeq, a predicted model, not a curated record